AUGCGCUGCCUUGUCCUCCUCCCCGUUGUCUUUUGCAGCCUCGCUCAGGCUCAAGGUUUUAUUGCCGCGACGCUGUACAGUGAUACGGGCUACGAACUUGAUGUGUAUCGGGAUCGCUGUACCAACUUGCGAAGAACUCAACCCAGAUUCAACCAAAUUGAAGUCGGCAACUCCAACGUCUGUUUCCUAUAUCGCGACCUCAACUGCAUUGAUGAGGUAAAGAGGUUCCGGGCCGGAGAGCACGACAUUGAAGAUGUGGAUUUCAAGUCUAUCAAAUGCGAAGGAACACUAGAAACUAUGGGCGACGAGCAGUCAUGA
This is a messenger RNA of Beauveria bassiana ARSEF 2860, 318 nucleotides long. RefSeq lists its product as uncharacterized. The record is from RefSeq and is a predicted model, not a curated record. The transcript is spliced from 4 exons. NCBI's taxonomy places the organism in Eukaryota, Fungi, Ascomycota, Sordariomycetes, Hypocreales, Cordycipitaceae. Bases 1 to 318 code for a protein of 105 amino acids.